GUGAUGAGUGGUACCUGUGCAGGCUGACUCUGAGCAUGCCCAGUCAGGCCAACCUGCAGUGGGCGAUGUUUCCCUCGCCGUACCUGGGCGCCGUCGGUCCUGAUGCCACACCUGGCUCUGUGGUGUACCGACUGUCGGCACGGCAACGGGACGGGACGCAGGGACAGGCCCAGUUCAUCCUACUGGAUGGUGGGGAGGAGUGCUUUGAGGUCGACCGUCGUUCCGGUGAGAUCCGGACCUCAGGACAACCUCUGACUCCGAGUAAAGAGUAUCUGCUGCGGGUGCAGGCGAUGGACGGACACAGACGUAAAGGUCCGCCGGCCACGGUGUCCAUCCUGGCCGGUUACCGACCUCCACAGUUCACCAACUCCACCUACAGCCUGAACGUACCGGAGAACACACCUGUUGGACAACCCGUUGCGGUGGUUCAGGCCGUCUCCUUCCAGAGGAAAACUCUGUCCUACAUGCUGCUGGUGAAUCCUGGGAACUUGUUCAGCAUCAACCAGGAGAGCGGAGCGCUCAGCCUCACCCGGACCGUCGACUACGAGAGCGGCCACAACCUCCACACCCUGCAGGUCCGAGCCUCCGAACCCGACACCGGGCUCAGCAGCGUGGCAGAGAGGAUCUGA
Molecule: messenger RNA, 629 nt
Organism: Lates calcarifer (barramundi perch)
Lineage: Eukaryota; Metazoa; Chordata; Actinopteri; Centropomidae
Product: protocadherin Fat 1-like
Exons: 4
Biological process (GO): homophilic cell-cell adhesion
Cellular component (GO): membrane; cell-cell junction
Molecular function (GO): calcium ion binding
Source: RefSeq, a predicted model, not a curated record